AUGAGGCACAAAAAUGCAUAUAUACUUAAGACGUCUAAUGUGAUAUUUUUAGUGCUGGUUACUAUUUAUAUCAUCUUAUUUCACACCAUACAAAAUGGAUCCAUGAACGCUUACAUAAAUAUUAACAACUCUCAAGCACUUAUGAAACGCACCCAUGAAAGAAACCUUUCUCAAAAAUUGAGGAAACUGAUUCAAAAGAAAAUCCUCGGAAAAUUUUUCAGCUCACUCAAAAAUGAAAAAGGAGUCCCUCUAGAAAAUGUUGAUAGUACUACUUUAUACAACAGUGGAUAUUUAUCAUAUAAAGAAAAGAAAAUAGGUUCUCAAAGUAGGAAUAAGCAUAUUAAUAGUAAAAAUAAUAACGACUCCAAUAAAAACAAGAAAAAUGACUACCAGAUAGUUGGGAUCAAACAAAACAAGGGAAAGAAAUAUAAUAAAAAGGGUAAUAAUAUAAAUGACAAAAAAAAAAAAUAUACAAUCAAAUUAUUUUUAAAGAAUAUUGAUGAUGAAAAAAUUGAGUAUAUUAAAAAUCUAACAGAUGAAAAAAUAGAUAUAAUGAUUCAAAGAAUACAUAAGAAUAUUACUAAGGAUGAACUGUUUUCCAUAUGGAGAAACGUUCGUUAUAAUUAUGUAAGAAAAUAUGUAGAUAUGAUGAAUGAACUUUGGUCAUAUGUAAAAGAAGAAUCAGAUAAAAAUAAUUUCUCAGAUAUUGCUUUUAAUAAAAUAUGGUGGAAAUUAUAUCCUGAACUUAUAUCUGAAUUUAGAGAAAAAGAUAAUAACAAUUAUAAUGAGUUUUUCAAUAUAUUUAAUACAGAAACAUGUGAUCCAGAUAUAUAUAUCGAUUUUAUUAAUACAACAAGAAAAAACUGGAAUGAAAUUAUUAGUGUCAUGAGAUAUAAAUGGAUCACAAUCAUUCCUUUUAAUUUCCCCCCAAGGAAGAAUAAACACAUAUAUAUAUAA
Molecule: messenger RNA, 957 nt
Organism: Plasmodium reichenowi
Lineage: Eukaryota; Apicomplexa; Aconoidasida; Haemosporida; Plasmodiidae
Product: exported protein (PHISTc)
Exons: 2
Coding region: 1-957 (318 amino acids)
Source: RefSeq, a predicted model, not a curated record